AGGCUGUGCACAGAGAAAGGAUAUUUCUACACCGCAGUUUGCGUCGCUCACCAGCUCAUGUCUGGUCCUCCUUCCUUGCUUGUCUCGGGUGCCGGCUUUGUCGAGACAUGUUCAACCCCUCGUCUGUGAACCUCCUUUCCUCGUAAAUUAUUCACCACUCGCUGCUGCUGCUGCUGCCGAUCCUGCGGCAGAUGAGCUUCAACCUUUUGUUGUCUCAAGCUUGUUACGGACUUUCUUAACACUUCGAGUUGGAUGCGGCGUCGCUUCCAUGGGCGGGACAGUAAAGUAUGUUAUGAACUUCGUGUAGGUUUUUGGGCAUGGUGUCCGUCUGGUUUCAUCGAAUUUAUCGGUUGGACCGGCGCGAAUUAUAAUGCCAGCAUAGGUACUUCCUAGAACUCAUGACAUGUCUUUGAAGUCUCACUCGCCACGUUCAAGCUGCAUUGUCAAGUAGGCGCUUAAUCGGCCUCCUUGGCGUGUUCGUAAGCAAAUAAUCGGAAUUCUUUGUCGUCGGUCGGGUCACAUCUUAAGCGGCGUAGCAGAAAAUUUAGACCAACGGACAAGCCAUUGUGUGUCGUGGAGAAGUGUCUCAUGUUGCCUUGAUGUUCUAGCUUGGAUCCAUCCUUUCAUCGCGGUUAGAUGACAACUGCAUUACUGGGCAAGAGUUCAAAGUGCUUCUACCGUUUUGAAGGAGAUGUGAAAGUGUCGCACGCAAUCUAGAUAAAAACUGUUGAGAAGUGAAGAAAAGUGUAUUCUGUUCCGAAAGUUGUCAUGAGAUCAUCUACUCAUUGUUCUGCCGGCGCCGAACUUUUUUGUCAAUUCGUGCUAAGCUUAGUAUAAUAGUCAAGUAUACAAAGCUGUGAGGGCAAGGCGGUGAUGCUGCAGCAAGCAAUUCUAUUAUUGGUACUAGAAUUUAUUGUGCUUCCUUUAGCCAACCGUCUUAGAAGCAGGGAUGUCCUUCUGGCUUGAGAUUCUUAGAGCAUGAAGAAAUGGACAAUCGAGAAUUCCCUUUCGUAUCAGCAGCCCCAUUUUUAGGAACUGCCUCAAAUUACAUCGACAAUGUGCAGCACCAUUGUCUACCAUGCCGCUCUCUUCUUUUCUCUUGAACAAUUUCGAUUUGCAGACGUGAAGAAAAUCUCGGCAACGAGUAUCAUGUUGGCCGAUUUCGUGUGGCUAGAAGUGGAAGCAGAAUUAGUUAUCAGCAUGUCGGAAACUGUCUGAAGAGUGAUCUCAGUCACCAGCCUCUAAAAAACUUUACGAGGAAUUCUGGAAGGCAGAGAGUAGGAGGCAGCCGCUGGGAAAUUCUAUCCGACUGAUCAUUAUCUUUGGAAAGGGAAUAAUUACAACUGGAAUCGGAGGUUUGUGAAGUACACCUGGAUCAAGCAGCGUGCAUGGGGUCAAUCACUAUAUUGACUAAGUGUUUUCAAAAGUAAGAAAGUCAGAGUUGGCGAUAACGGCAGCACAUCCAGUGUCUCUCAGUCACUUAAAGUCGAAGAAUACGAAGAUCAUAUUUCAAGUACGUGCAAAUGCACAUUCAUAACCAGCUAUUGCAUUCCAUCGAAAGAGCUGAUGUCGUGGUCUCAACCCCGAAACGCACCAGCUUCUCAACCUGUUAGUAAUAUGGAGGAUCGGUGAUGGGGGAAGGAGACAUCAAUCUUUCUGAAGGGCCACUCUGGCUGAAACCGUUGCUGAAGGCGGAUUUCUUCGCCACUUGUGCAGUUCAUGGAGUUUCUGCUAAGAGCGAAUGCAACCUGUUCUGCUUCAACUGCAUGGGUGAUGGCAUUUGCGCUUCUUGUACAGCUGACCAUAAGGAUCAUCACGUUGUUCAGAUCCGGCGGUCGUCUUACCAUGAUGUCAUUCGCGUUUCCGAAAUCCAGAAGCUUUUGGACAUCUCAACGGUGCAGACUUACAUUAUUAACAGUGCCCGUGUGGUGUUCCUAAAUGAGCGGCCUCAGCCACGAACAGCAAAAGGCGUGACUAAUACUUGCGAGACGUGUGAGCGAAGUCUGCUCGACACAUUUCGAUUCUGUUCCUUGGGAUGUAAGUUUCUGUGUUGCCAGCUUGCAGGAAUCAAGAAGCACAAGGAGCUUUCUUUCCUUCUACAACCAAAAUCACAAGGUUUCGGUAGCACGAACUCGCGUGUACCUUCAGACUCGGAAGACUCUUCCACUCAUAAGAAAGCAACACGAUCGAGGAAAGUUUUACAGUUACAAUCUUCACCUCUGUCUCACACAAGUUUCGAGAGCUCAGAGACAGAUCACGAAAUCGUGGAGGACCCAACUUUCGCCAAGCGACGAGCAUGGCAUCAGGGUGAAGGUGGACAAUCUUCACUUGGAGUUACUUCAGGGUGUUUUCAUGACACAGUUGGCUCAAUGCCUGUUCAGCUUGUGGUCGAUAUGUCACCGAGGACCCCACCACGUUCGAAUGUGCUUAGAAUUGCGAAACGACGGAAGGGCAUACCGCACAGGGCUCCUUUCCGUGCUUGAUACACACACCUGGACAAUAUGUAAAUAAGUACACUAUUAUAUCAUGUAGGAGAAGUUGACAAGGGUUCUUCAACGUGACAGGGCCCGUCAUCAAUGCCUCAUUGCAACUCUGUAUGUCAAAAAGGAAACCAGAAAGACAGAUCUAGUCUUCACCAACUAGGAUUGCUAUCGCACUGCAUUCUCAGGGGCCAAGAGUCAGGAAUUCGACCGAUUUCAAGCCUUCCUCCGAAGUGCUUUUCUUGUGUACAAAUGUGCUUGGCCUCAACCAAAAAGAAAACAAGGAUACAAGAAGCGUAGGCUUGAGAGCAGUGUCUACAAACCUCAAGUGUAUAUAAUAGAUCAAAGGGUAGCACUGUUACUACUAUUUAAUCUGCGUCGCGCAUCCUAUGGGUGUACCGCCAACAAUCAAACUGGGGUCACAAUCGAAACUCUCAAGGCCAGAUCAGCUGUUUUUUGACGCCAGUACCCUUCACCACUGUAGGGUUCGAAUCGAAUCUCAAUCUUUCCUCGAAGGUUACCAUCGGCUGAAGGGUAGUUCUAUGUUCCAGGAAGCUGGACUGGCCACUUUGCUUGUUACAGAAACUCAAGCGAAGCGGCCUCUGGUAAGCAUGUGGCGUUAUACAAAAAAGAGACGCAUCAAUACAAACGAUAAUGGGAACCUCUCCCAUGUAUCAUAGUUACUCUGCUCUAUGAGAAAUCUCAUGUAAAAUUCUAUACUCUGAUAUAUUGUAUUUUAACAACAUCCAUGUAAUAAAGUGCCAGUAAGUCUUUGUAUGAGACUAGUUCCUGUCAAAGGUUUCAUGCUGA
This is a messenger RNA of Physcomitrium patens, 3290 nucleotides long. Its product is annotated as protein RGF1 INDUCIBLE TRANSCRIPTION FACTOR 1. NCBI's taxonomy places the organism in Eukaryota, Viridiplantae, Streptophyta, Bryopsida, Funariales, Funariaceae. The record is from RefSeq and is a predicted model, not a curated record.